Salmo salar (Atlantic salmon) is the source of this 2132-nucleotide messenger RNA. Its product is annotated as protein phosphatase 1A. The record is from RefSeq and is a predicted model, not a curated record. Lineage: Eukaryota; Metazoa; Chordata; Actinopteri; Salmoniformes; Salmonidae. Gene Ontology annotation, molecular function: protein serine/threonine phosphatase activity; manganese ion binding; magnesium ion binding. Gene Ontology annotation, biological process: protein dephosphorylation.
AACCUGCAACAUCCGGGUAUUUUCUGAGUCCAGCGUUUGGUUUAGCUAGUUUGCAGGCUGUGUCAAAUUCAAGUGAAUAGGCUGGGGCUUGACACUAAUUUGGCCAUAACAGCUCCGGCCUAAAACUUCAAAGGAGGGACAUUUUAAUGAUACUUUACGUCGCCAAAUGAUAAAGUAAUGCAUCCCUGGUUUAGUCAGAACAGGGAGUUCCGCACUUUCACAAAUUGAUGCACUGUGAGGUGAUUGCUAGCUAGCUAACGUUACCCGCAAACUCCCUCCAUCUCGUCGGUGUUUCUGUUUCGGUCACAGCACCUCUGCUCUGUUGCUGUCUUUACAACUUCAAAACAGGUCUUGCGGAUUUUGGUUUUAAGAGCUACAAUGGGGGCGUUUUUGGACAAGCCAAAGAUGGAGAAGCACAAUGCUCAUGGUGAGGGGAACAGUCUGACCUAUGGCCUGAGCAGCAUGCAGGGCUGGAGGGUGGAGAUGGAGGAUGCGCACACGGCAGUCAUUGGCCUGCCUCAUGGGCUCGACCCUUGGUCCUUCUUUGCUGUCUAUGAUGGGCAUGCUGGCUCCCAGGUGGCCAAAUACUGCUGUGAGCACCUGCUGGAGCACAUCACCAGCAACCCAGACUUCCAGAGCGGUCUGGAGCCCAACGUAGAGAGUGUGAAGACCGGCAUCCGCACAGGUUUCCUGCAGAUUGACGAGCACAUGCGGAACAUCUCAGAGAAGAAGCACGGUGUGGACCGCAGUGGCUCAACUGCGGUGGGGGUCAUGAUUUCCCCAGGCCACAUCUACUUCAUCAACUGUGGAGACUCCCGGGGUCUUCUGAGCCGUGGAGGAGCUGUGCACUUCUUCACACAGGACCACAAGCCCAGCAACCCACUGGAGAAGGAGAGGAUUCAAAACGCCGGAGGCUCUGUCAUGAUCCAGAGAGUGAACGGCUCUCUGGCCGUGUCCCGGGCCCUGGGAGACUUCGACUACAAGUGUGUGCAUGGCAAGGGCCCCACGGAGCAGCUGGUUUCACCAGAGCCUGAGGUGUAUGCCAUUGAAAGGUCUGAGGUGGAAGAUGAGUUUAUUGUCCUAGCCUGCGAUGGCAUCUGGGAUGUCAUGGCCAAUGAGGAACUGUGUGACUUUGUCAGGUCCAGGCUAGAGGUGACCGAUGACCUUGAGAGAGUCUGCAAUGAAAUUGUUGACACUUGCUUGUACAAGGGGAGUCGGGACAAUAUGAGCGUUGUGCUGAUCUGCCUCCCAGGGGCUCCAAAGGUGACUGCCGAUGCCAUGAAAAGGGAAGCAGAGCUGGAUAAGUACCUGGAGAGCAGAGUAGAAGAGAUCAUAAAGAAGCAGGGAAACGAAGGGGUUCCAGACUUGGUCCACGUGAUGCGGACGUUAGCAUCAGAGAGCAUCCCUAACCUCCCUCCUGGGGGUGAACUGGCCAGCAAGCGAAACGUUGUUGAAGCAGUGUACAACAAACUAAACCCAUACCGAAGUGACGACACAGACUCAGCGUCCACAGACGACAUGUGGUAACACAACCCCUACCACUAACACAGCACAGAGUUUACAACCCGCUACCCUCUCAAGACCCACAGCAGCUCCGUUCAGCAGUCUGUCUCCCCACCACUCUGAGCGUUACAUUUUUAAGAAGGGAAUAUGAUGGGAGGACGAGGAGGAGAUGCAAACACACCUCUACACCCUGGAUAGUGCAGCACCAAUCCGCUCUGAAGUUCAGGAUUCCCUCCAUUUUGUCUCACCUUUUAUUCCCCCCCUAACCUUACCCAUAACUAGCUAGUCCAGCAGGUUCUUAAAAAAAAAAAUCAGCUGAAACAAUGUAUUUUUUUGCUGUAAUUAGUUUGAUUCACAUUUCCUUGUGUGUUUUGUAUAUUUCUGUUUUUGUGAAGUGCAAUUGUCGUGUACAAACAGCCUGUAUUUAAUGCAGCUUGAGUUCAAGUAAAACAAUGAAAGUGAGAAAGAGAACCUUUUAUGCACUAUCUGCCUUUUUCCUGCUUUUCUGGAGUUCCAACAAAUGUCUAUUCAGUGAAUAUUACUGUUUGUCCUCCAGGUGAUAUUAUCCUCCUGCUCUUGUUCUUUUUUUAGUUUAAGUCUUUGCUCAUUAAAGAAACGGGUAAAUUGUA